This is a messenger RNA of Cooperia oncophora, 366 nucleotides long. The record is from the annotation of a GenBank genome assembly. NCBI's taxonomy places the organism in Eukaryota, Metazoa, Nematoda, Chromadorea, Rhabditida, Trichostrongylidae.
AUGGCAUACAUGACAAUACAGUUGAGUAUUUGUGGUGACCUACGACUUUUCGGUAAGGAAAAGCAGAUCAUAAAAGCAUGGAAAUUCCUCCGUAUACACGAAAAUAUACUUGCCGGCGAAGUUGUAACCAAAGUACCGACAACAGGCUCAGCUACGACGAAGGGCAGCCUCUACGACACAAAGCAGCACUACAUUGAAGAGCACGACUACCACAAAAAGUACCCGCACGACAAAAAGCACCACUACGACGAAAAGCACGACUGUGAGCACGACGAAAAGCACGACUAUGGCAAAAAAGACCAGUCCUACAGAGAGCACCACUACGACAAGAAGAACCACUGCGACGAAAAGCAUGCCUGCGAGUAA